CAGCACGUGGACGAGGAUUUUCUUUUGUUCUUAAUUUUACCUGAACGCUGAAGGUUGGAAUGGAGUUUAGCGAAUCCGAUGUGGUGGAGUCAAGGGACGAAGAUGAUAACCGGUCACUCCAGGACCAAUCCAUUGCCUACCAGGCGGCGGCCAUGGGCGACACGGACGCACUGGUGGCGGCCGUCAAGAAUGACCCAUCAAUUCUGGAGACGCCCGACACGGAAGGACUUACACCCCUUGGUCAUGCCGUUAUGGCCCAGCAGCUGGAGUGCAUGAAGAUACUAGUCAAGAUCGGUGCAAACAUCAACGCCCAAGACAACUUUGGCCGAAGUUUUCUCUCAAUCGUGGCCUACCAGGGCUGGUAUGAUGGGCUAAUGUUCCUCCUAAGGAACGGCGCGAAUCAGCAGACGGUGGAUAAAUCAGGGAGGUCGGCGCUGCAUGCGGCGACUUAUGACACAAAUGUGAGAAUAAUCAAAGCAUUGCUCCAAACCCUGGCUAUUGAGGACAUAAACCUAAAGGAUAAUGAGGGCAUGACAGCGUUACACUGGGCCUCCUUCCACAACCGACCAGAAUAUGUCCAGUUAUUGCUACGCAAAGCUGCUAAUCCCAUGAUGCUUGAUAUUGAUGGGAAGACUGCCCUUCAUUGGGCGGCACAGACGGGAUCGCUUAAUUGCAGUCGCCUUCUCGCCAACUGUCCGAAGGCAACUGACUCCGUAAAUCUGAUGGACGCCUCUGGGAAGACACCUGUCCAUUUCGCAGCCGCUGCUGGACACAAAGCUGUGAUCAACCUGUUGGCAAAGAUCCCCGACGUUGACUUAGAGGCCGAGGAUCCAGAUGAAAGAACACCCUUACACUGGGCAGCAGCUAGUGGUAGUUCGACAACUGUAACCGCCUUACUUGAACUUGGAGUAAAUGCAUGUCCCGUUGACAUGGACGGAGGUACCCCUCUCGACUAUGCCAAACAGUCAGGUCAUAAAGAUUGUGUAAAAGAACUUGAAGAUCGUCUUGGCAUUCAUCCAAUACCAGAGGGGCAGAGAGCAUCCUCAUCCGGUAAUGAUCGAGACAAGCGAUCAAACCUGGGCCUUCUUUCCGGUCUUUUCAAGCGAAAAAAGAAGAAGAAGAAAAAAGACAUCAAUAGUGAAAUAUCGAGUGAGAACUUAGACACUCUUUGUAAAUCAUCUUGCGAGAGCAGUCGAACCGGAUCUGACGUUUUGGGCGCAUGUGCAGAGGAUACAAAGAAGCGUACAAGACGAAAUAGUAAACCGAACAAGGUGUCGAUUGCGCCGACUGAUGGUAGCGUUUUGGCUGUAGCAGAAGUGCAUCAGAAUGGAGACUCCAACCCGGAUAUUGUCAAAACAUUCCAAGAUUCGAGUGAAAGUUUAGCACUUAAUAGUUUUGCGGAAAUCAAAAAGAGUCCGCCAGAAAAUGUGGCACUCUCUGGUUGUAUUCCAAAUCAACAGUUGCCACCUCUGGUGACGAAAUCGACUGCUCACAACAUCUCGAAUAAAGACUUAGAAAAAAUGGCGGAGGAAUGGAAAAAAUCUAAGUUAUCUGAAGUCGAUAGUAAAAAAAUACAUGGAACUUUGAACAAACCGUCAUUGGUUGCUGGAACUGUGAAUAAGUCAGUAUCUGUUGACGAUGUUAGUAACGGUGUUGGAAAUGGCCGGAGGCUGGUGCACAGCCCACCAAAUACAUCCCAGUCUAACCCAGAAAGAAAAAUAGGACAGACUGACCUCGCACCGCUCAAAGUACCAAGGGCCAAAUUGAAAUCGACAGAUCUCCAGCCUGGACCACCACCGAUUAGCAUGAACCUGAAGGUUGCAGAACUCCGCUUGGACCGAGGUGGUUUGAACCGGACACCCACCCCGCCCCACUGGGAGAAUUCUCUCGGGGAAAGACGGCUAAAGCCGAUAUCUCAAACUAGUGGGAUUGCCCAGGAUGUUGAAAGGUACAGAGAGUUGACUCAACAUCAUGCGUUACCACCGAACGAUACAGAGAAGCAUCGAGAGAAAACAGAUAGACGGAAAAAGAAAGGACAGAAACCGAGAAUUCCCUCAACAGAUUAUGCCCAUGUUGAAGACAAUGCUGAAAACAAACCACAUAGGGUGUCACCUGCGGAUAUAGGAGGCUCCUGCAAUAACAUUCCAGAAUAUCAGGAAGAACGCCGAGCUCUGGACAAGGGUUUGAAUAGAUUACUACGGUAGCGAAGUCAAUUUUCAGAUUGGGUUUCUACAGGGGCACAGGCUGUGCCUUGUUAAAACAUGCAUCGCAACUUUGGUGUGGUCGUUGGACCAUAAGAAUUACAUAAUUGUUAUAUUUACAUGUACAU
This is a messenger RNA of Lineus longissimus, 2329 nucleotides long. RefSeq names its product ankyrin repeat domain-containing protein 55-like. The transcript is spliced from 10 exons. Gene Ontology annotation, cellular component: nucleus. The record is from RefSeq and is a predicted model, not a curated record. Gene Ontology annotation, molecular function: protein binding; transcription cis-regulatory region binding. NCBI's taxonomy places the organism in Eukaryota, Metazoa, Nemertea, Pilidiophora, Heteronemertea, Lineidae. Gene Ontology annotation, biological process: positive regulation of transcription by RNA polymerase II. The coding region runs from base 60 to 2204 and encodes 714 amino acids.